This is a messenger RNA of Durotheca rogersii, 1995 nucleotides long. RefSeq names its product histone acetyltransferases subunit 3-domain-containing protein. Gene Ontology annotation, biological process: regulation of transcription by RNA polymerase II. Gene Ontology annotation, cellular component: SAGA complex. NCBI's taxonomy places the organism in Eukaryota, Fungi, Ascomycota, Sordariomycetes, Xylariales, Xylariaceae. The transcript is spliced from 2 exons. The coding region runs from base 1 to 1995 and encodes 664 amino acids. The record is from RefSeq and is a predicted model, not a curated record. Gene Ontology annotation, molecular function: transcription coactivator activity.
AUGCCGCCCGCCGCCAGCCAGAAGGGCACGGGCAAGAAGAAUGCCGCCGCCAUCGGCAAGCGCAGCCGCAACACCACCCCCAUGUCCAGCAUCCCCUCCGCGAGCAUCCCCUCCGCGAGCAUCCCCUCCGCGAGCAUCCCGCCCGUCGACACCAUCGAGACCGAGUUCCUCGACCUCCGCCUCGAGUCCGUCCGCAGCAUCACCUACGAGGACCUCGUCGACUCCACCGCCUCCAAUGCCGUCAUCCCCGACUCCAAGAGCCUCGACGGCCUCAUCACCCGUCUCGGGAAGCUGAGCGAGAUCAUCGAGCGCCGCGGCGUCUGGUGCGAUAAGGGCAUGCGCCUCGUCGCCGGUCAGAGGAAGAGCCAUUACGACGAGAUGGCCGCCAGCGGCCGCCGAGACGACCCGCGCAGGGACGGCGACGACGAGCCCGAGAAGCGCGUCAACAAGAAGAAGAGGAAGGCAAACGACACGCUAGCCCCGGCCGACGCACACACCGAACGCUCCUCUCCGCUACGUGACCCCACCAAGCCUCGAAAGGUAUCUCGCGACAACGACUCGGCCAGCUCCUCCCUCUCCCCGGUCGCGCCCGCGACCCCGAGUGCGAUGGAGGUGGACGAGAAAGCAAAGGCCGACAACAAGCCCGACGAGAUUUCCGAGUCCGAAGACGAGGGCGCACCUCCGCGCCGCGAGGCCCCCCAAUACCAGACCUUCGGAGAGGACCCUUCCACCUUCCCCGACCCCACCGUCUACGAGAUACGCCCUGUGAAGCCCGGCAUGACCCAGGAGGAGCUGAGCGAACUCUACUCGGUCGCCGUCUUCCCCAAAACCGACCUCGCCGAUCUCAUAGCUGGCGACCCGCCCGACAAGGACUUCAGCAGUGCCAAGCCCUCCAACCAGAUCAGCUUCAGCACCUUCUCCUCCUAUAUCGAGCCGUACUUUCGCCCAUUCACCGAAGAGGACAUGGCGUUCCUGCGGGAGCGCGGUGACCGCGUGGCCCCUUUUAUCAUGCCCAAGCGCGGGAAGAAGCAUUACGCCGAGCUCUGGGCGGCGGAAGACGGGCCAGCGGCGGGUGACAACGGCUUGCCUGGCGGGGAUAAGCUGGCGCCGAAUCUGGCUCGCGGUACGAUUGAUAACAUGGACGACGACGUCGCCGAGACGGACAAGCUGUCAGUGGGCCCCGUCCUGUCACGCUUGCUCCAGGCCAUGCGGCCCGAGGCCCGAGCUCAGCCCAGUGAAGAUAAGCCGAUGACCAACGGGAUCAACGGCGACGCCGAGACUAAGGAGGAGGCUAACGGCGACUCCGGCUCCGGUGGGGGCGGCGGCGGCGGCGAAGAGUCGAAGAGCGUGCCGCCGGCCGCCUUCAUGACGGAAUCGUCGACCGAGGCCUGGAAGAAGGCGACGCACCCCAAGCUGGAUUACUCGCAAGUGGACGAGCGGAUCAAGCAGGAGCUACGGCACAUCGGCUUCCUGCCUCAGGAAGGUUUCGACGGCGACUACGACGGCCACUUCGACGACGAGGUCGCGGCCCGGCUGCGGCUCCUGCAGGACCGGCUACGCGAGCAGAUCCUAGUCAACGGCGCGCGCAAGGCGCGGCUCACGGACCUGGUCAAGGAGCGGAUGGCCUACCAGGAAUACCAGACCAUCCUCGAGGACCUCGACUCGCAGGUGCAGGGGGCGUACCUGAAGCGGACGCGGACGAUGGGCAAGAGCAAGAAGUCGAAGCGGCCCGGCGGCGGAGGGGGCGGCGCGCACGCGGCGGGAGGCGGCGGCGCGGCCGGUACGGCGCGGCCGGGCAUCGGCGACGUGACCAAGACGCUGAUGGACCGGCGGCGGAAGUGGAUAGACAACAUCGGCCCCGUCUUCGACGACCCCAACCUCGGCAAGGUGCCGCGCGCGGCCAACUCCGGCAGCUCCAUCUUCAAGCCCGACAUGAUGGCCAACUUGGUCAAGAACGAGCGCCAGUCCUGGGACGAGGAGGUCGAGGAGGAGUGA